UUUAAGUUCGACCAUGCUCAACCUUAGAGUCAGGUGUUAGGGUAACAGGGAUAGAUCAGCCUUUUGCUUCAUGCGCAGUUCUUAAGUGUGCCCUGUGCUUUUGUGUCCACCAGCACUUGAAUUUGUUCAGUCUAUAUAUGUAAUUAUGGCAAACCGAAUGUGACUCCUUAUGGUACUACCUUAUGUUAUUAUGGUCCCUUACCUGUUAAUUUUGUUUUCGUAGUAACUGCACUUCAAUACGUAUUGUCAAUCGUCUACACUUGUUUUGCACUAGAUGGACAAGUCUGGCAAAGUGAUUGCAAAGUGGGAUAGUAGAGCAACAAAAAUUUACACAGAAAUUUGUGUAGAAGAGGUCAAUGCACGGAACAGGCCACAACAAUUUCUAAACGCCGAAGGGUAUGCUAACCUCAUAAGGAAGUUUAAGGAACGCACUGGUCGCACUUACACCAGGGAUCAAAUGAAGAAUAGGUGGGACUCCUUAAAGAGAAUGUUCACCCAGUGGAAAACUCUUAAUGAAAGGGCUACAGGUCUUGGUCGAGACCCUCAUACUGGUUCAAUCAGUGCGCCAGAUGAGUGGUGGGCUAAGCAAAAUGAAGCAAUGCCAGGGUGUAUUAUGUUCAAAACAGCCCCCCUAGAGAAUGAGGACGAGCUAAAGGUUAUGUUUGGACCUAUUGUCUGCACAAAUGAAAGAACCCUUGUUCCUGGCGUCGAGGAUGCUAAUUCAUCAUCUGAUGAUCAUGUGGAAGCCACUUUAGGUGGGGGUGGAAACAGCACACCUGACCCAUGCUCAAAUGCGACUGGGAAGCGUAAGGUGCGUCAUGAUUCUCCAAAACCAAAGAAGAAAAAAGAUACGAGGGAAGAGUACAUGAAACACCUAGUGGAGGCUUUUGAGUCGCGUUCAAUGACCACUAACAAGUCCAUUACCUCUGCUGAGACCGACCCUGUUCGUGUUGAGGUUAUUGCGCAGUUGCAACAAGUGAUCGAUGAUGGUUCACCAGAAGGCAGCGACCUACAUUUGUUUGUCACUCAUCUGUUGAUUGAGAAAAAGUAUAGAGAUGUUUUUGCAUCACUGAAGACAAAAGAAGGAAGGAACGCUUGGCUGCGCCGUGCUUUCGAGAUAGAUCUAAAAAAGUCCACUUAGAUGCUACUCGUCCGACAACAGAGGCUGAUGUUCACUAUUAUGUUAGUUCUGUCAGUUUUAUGCGUCUUGUCGUGUCACUAUUAUGAGUAUUGUCGUGUUACAAAAUAAACUUUUCGUACGCAUAAUUUUCCCUUUCGAACAAUUUUGCAAUUAUUCGAGUUGAACAUGUAUUUCAAUAAUCAGAGUUGUAUGUUUGUGAACAAUGUGAAUCUGUGAACUUUCUGUCAUCUAUGAUACAUGAAAAUGUGUCUUAUAAACUGUGCUUAUACAUGAAUAUGUGGCUGUUGUUUGUGUGCAUGCAGAUGUGUGACCCUGCUGCACACACAUAUGAUCAUGACACGGAUGACAGAGAUGCACAAUUGCUUGUUGCCCUAUAUGCUGUAGACAUUUGGGGCAGGCCUUCCAGUGAGGUUUCUAGAAGAACAAUGGUUGAAACUGGUAUUCAAUGGGUUGAGCGAACUUUGGAGAAUAGUAACGACUGCUUUGACAUGUUUCGCAUGCGACGUACUGUUUUUAGACGAUUGCAUGAUACGUUGGUGGAAAAUAUGGUCUGCUUCCAAGCCGUGGUGUCAGUACUAUGGAAGCUCUAGGUAUUUUCUUGUGGGCAUGUGGGGGUCCACAAUCAUUUAGGCAGAUAAGGAAUAAGUUUGGUCAUUCCUUGGAAACUAUUAGUCGCAAGUAUAGUGAAGUCCUUAAUGCACUAUAUAAGAUGUCUUCUGACAUAAUCAAGCCCAAAGACCCAAAUUUCAUCGAGAUUCAUCCUCGUUUGCGAGAGGGGAGAUUUUGGCCCCACUUCAAGGAUUGCAUAGGAGCAAUUGAUGGUAGUCACUUUCCAGCGUCUGUCCCGGCCUCGGAGCAAGCCAAAUAUAUUGGUCGGCACGAUUACGCAUCGCAGAAUGUAAUGGUCGUUUGUGACUUCGAUAUGAGGUUCACAUUUGUUGUCAUAGGAUGACCAGGUUCGUACAUGACACUAGAGUAUUACAAGAUACUUUGAUAACUUAUGCGGACAGGUUCCCGCAUCCACCGGAAGGUAUAUAAGUAUGUUGUACUUUUGUAUCAUACGGUAUUAAUUUAUGUCUUAAGUAUUUAACUUUUUUAUUUUAUGUUUGUGUAGGUAAAUACUAUCUUGUCGAUUCAGGUUACCCAAAUAGAAAGGGGUACCUUGCACCUUUUGUUGG
Zea mays is the source of this 2319-nucleotide messenger RNA. Its product is annotated as L10-interacting MYB domain-containing protein-like. The coding region runs from base 275 to 1141 and encodes 288 amino acids. The transcript is spliced from 2 exons. NCBI's taxonomy places the organism in Eukaryota, Viridiplantae, Streptophyta, Magnoliopsida, Poales, Poaceae. The record is from RefSeq and is a predicted model, not a curated record.